Messenger RNA from Pundamilia nyererei, 6533 nucleotides. Its product is annotated as collagen alpha-1(XIX) chain. The transcript has 53 exons. The coding region runs from base 143 to 3433 and encodes 1096 amino acids. NCBI's taxonomy places the organism in Eukaryota, Metazoa, Chordata, Actinopteri, Cichliformes, Cichlidae. The record is from RefSeq and is a predicted model, not a curated record. Gene Ontology annotation, biological process: extracellular matrix organization. Gene Ontology annotation, molecular function: extracellular matrix structural constituent conferring tensile strength.
UCCAAGUCUUGGAAUCCGGAAUCGGACUGGUCGUAUCCACACAUGGACUAUGCUUUUGUCGCGGUUUUUUUCUCUGUUUUCGCCUUAGAGGAAACUUUGUCAGAUACUGUUUUCAGGUGGACUGCUUUCUAGAGCCAGAGCCAUGAUUUGCUUGUUAAGGUGGACUGCUCUCCUUUGGACUUUAAAUUCCAUUCCUUGCGCUUUGGGGAUGGCAGUGAGCGAACAAUCAGAUGGCUCAUGCCCCCCUCUGAGCGUAGAGGAACGCAGGUUUUCUGAUGUUUUAGAUCGUCCCCUGGAAAUCACAGGAUUUGAUCUCACAGAAAUGUUUCUUCUCCGAAAGGGAACAAUCGCAGAAGACCUGCCAUCAUUUCGAUUAGGAAGCAGUCCACUUAUUAAGCCAACAAAACUGAUAUUUCCAAAUGGGCUUCCAAGUGAGUACUCCCUUGUCUCCAUCUGGCGGGUAAGAAGAACUACAAAAAAAGAUCGGUGGUAUCUUUGGCAGAUAUUUGAUCAGUCAGGAGGCAGUCAGGUCAAUGUUGUGGUUGACGGCGACAAGAAGGUGGUGGAGUUUUCUUUCCAGAGCCUGCUGAGGAACACUCUCCGCUACACUUUUAAAAGCCGUGACCUCCAUGCCCUGUUUGAUCGCCAGUGGCACAAGCUGAGCAUUUCUGUACAGACCAACGCCGUCUCCAUUUACAUGGACUGCAAGCUAAUAGAAAGAAGAGCGACUGAUGAGAGGGCCAGCAUCGACCCCAGUGGGCGCACACUGAUCACAACACGAAUAGAGGAUGGACGGCCUGUAGAUAUUGAACUGAAACAAUUUCUAAUCUACUGUGACCCUUACAUAGCUGAGCUGGAAAACUGCUGUGAGCUCCAGGACCCAAAGUGUGGAGCCGAGAGGACAUUUAAUGGGACUGCCCCUCCCCUGGUUACAGCUCAGAUCCCCUUGAUGCUGUCUCAGCCAGCCCCACAGUCCAUUGACAGAUGUCACUGUCCAGCUGAAAAGGCUGGUCUUCCAGGCGUAGCUGGACUGCCAGGACAAAAAGGAGAUAAAGGGGAAAAGGGGUACACAGGGGAGGCUGGGCCCGCAGGAAACGGAGGACCCAAGGGGGAACUUGGAUCAGAAGGGCAAAAGGGAAUCGAUGGAGAGAAAGGUUUGAAAGGUGACUCAGGGCCAGUUGGUCCAGUUGGUCCCAAAGGAACCAAAGGUGAUACGGGUCUGCCUGGAACUCCAGGGCUGCCUGCUGAGAAAGAAUGUCUGAAAGGAGAUCAGGGUCUCCAAGGUGAAAAAGGAGAGAAGGGAUCGGCUGGAGUGCCUGGUCGUCCAGGGGAACCGGGGAAAGAGGGCAAAAGGGGGCGGAGAGGAAAACCUGGAGAUCCUGGACCCAGAGGCUCGCCUGGUCCCGCAGGAGCCGCCGAAGGAGCAAGUUCCAAGGGGGAGAAGGGGGAGCCUGGAGUCCUGGGGGAAAAGGGGGAGAAAGGAGAAAGAGGAGAUCCUGGUCAGCCAGGUGCCGAGGGAUCCGGCGGCAUGAAAGGACAAAAAGGUGAUGUCGGCCCUCCUGGUCCUCCCGGUCCUGUGAUGACAGCACAUGGAUUAAGACAGCUUUCUGGAACUGACGAAAUGAAGGAAAGAGCCCUAAAAGGAGAAAAAGGAGAUGAGGGGGAGAGAGGCGCUCAAGGACCGCAAGGCUUCAAGGGAAAUAUGGGGCCGCCAGGACUAAAGGGAGAUCAAGGACCAGAGGGGAAGCAAGGCCCUCCUGGAUCCACUGGAGCCCCAGGACUCCCGGGCAAGCCAGGCUCACCAGGGGAGCCAGGGGUACCUGGGAACGAUGGACUGAAAGGAGAAAAGGGGGACGGGUUGCCUUUAACUAGAGGGUCUCGUGGACCUAAGGGUGAAAGAGGCAUCCCGGGAUUGCCCGGAGACCACGGUGAAAAGGGCGAACCUGGGGAGAGCAUUACAGGGCCACCUGGCCCCAUGGGACCCACCGGGGAGCCAGGAAUUGAGGGCUCUCGUGGACCCCCGGGUCCAUUUGGCCCCCCAGGAGCUCCAGGAAGAGAGGGCUCCCCUGGUAGGCCAGGUCCACCGGGGCCUGCUGGACCUCCAGGUGAACCAACUGCCCUGCCGAUUUUUGGAGACAUGGGUGCUUUGCUUAAGAAUGCCUGCAGUGUGUGCCAGACGAGAGUCCCAGGGCUGCCUGGACAGAAGGGAGAAAAAGGCUCCCCCGGAGUGCAAGGAGUAGAGGGCUUAGUGGGAGAAAAGGGAGAUCCUGGGGUCAGAGGCCCGAUGGGUAACCCGGGAAAAGAAGGUCCAAAGGGAGUAAAAGGAGAGAGAGGGUUCCCAGGCCCUAUAGGCGAUAAAGGUGAUGAGGGGCCUUCAGGAGCACCAGGGCUACCAGGUGUGCCUGGUCGAACAGGGGCCCCGGGACUCAUGGGUCGACCAGGUCCAACGAGCCAGCCUGGACCCAAAGGAGAUAAAGGAAAUGAAGGACCUCCAGGUAGACCAGGGCCUCCAGGGCCUCCGGGCAACGGAAUGGGCAGCCUGUACAAGCCACAGAGCGGUGGAGCUAUUUUAGGACCCCCUGGAGCUCCCGGUGCUCCGGGUCCCAAAGGAGAUGAAGGACCUGCAGGGGAACCAGGGCCCAUGGGAUUACCUGGGCUUGAAGGGCUGCCGGGUGCUAAGGGGGAUAUGGGUUUGUCUGGUCCACCAGGGAUGCUAGGUCCUCCAGGAAAGCCCGGCGCUCGUGGAGAGCCAGGGAUCCCAGGAGAGCCGGGUGAGAGGGGUCCGCUGGGAGAGACAGGAUUCCCUGGGCCCGAGGGACCCCAAGGUCUUCCUGGGAGACCUGGAAAAGAUGGAACUCCAGGAUACCAGGGAGCUACAGGUAGACAAGGAGAACGAGGAUCCAAAGGAGAGCGUGGUGAUCCAGGAAUUCCUGGAGAAAGAGGCGUUCAGGGCGAGAGGGGUCGCCCAGGAGAGCCCGGCCAAAUUGGACCCAUCGGUACCCAGGGGCAAAAAGGUGAUCCCGGCCCUCCAGGACUCCUGGGGAGUGAAAGCCUCCUGGAUGACUCCAGCUUUACAGAGGAACUCCGGAUGUUUAUCCGAAAUGAAGUAUCGAGGAUUUUUGAAGAGAAGCUUUCUAGCAACAGCGGGCUACAGAAGACACCUGCAGGCAUCUUAGCGUCGCAGAUCCAAGGACCUCCUGGACCUCCUGGAAAGGAUGGAUUACCGGGCUCACCAGGAGAGCGUGGACCUCCUGGAAUCAGGGGUCAGAAAGGAGAGCGAGGCCAGCUUGGACUGGGGUUACCAGGAGAUCCAGGACCCACGGGGCCACCAGGCCCACCUGGGAUCUCUUCUCGGGGCCCUCCUGGCUCUCCAGGGCCCCGUGGACCCCCCGGUACUUGCGACCCCAGCAACUGUCUUCUUCCAUCUUUGUGAGCCCAGCAGAGGGGUUUGAGCUAUUACGAAGACAGCCAUCCGGCUCUGAGCUCAGUGCUGCAGCCACACAGCAGGGGAAGUCGGAGAGACUCACCGCUGACCUCUUUCUUUUUUUCACUUUACUAAAACACUCAGAUGCUGUCUGGGUUUUGUUUUUGUGGGAUUGCUGUUGGGUUUGUUUUGAAUACAGCUGAAAUCUCUUUGCAAUGCAGUACUUUUAAGUUAUUUUCCUUUUUUUAAAUUUCAUAUCCUCUACUGUGACGUGAUGCAUUCCUUGUCAACUCUCAUGUCUUUCAAGACCAUGAAAUGACUCCUGUCUGAAAAAAAACACCAUCUUAAUUAUGCGUUUGCCUCUUUAAUGGGCAUGUCUAUGCACUCUUCUGUUCGCACUCAGAUAAGCUGGUGUGCCGACCGAAGGUACAUCUCAUGUUUCUGUGUUCUCGUGUGUUUUUGCACGAGUUUCUGUGUGUUUGAGGAACAGAUUAGCUUAGCGAAUGUACUUAUUGUACGUGGAGGUGUGAGAAAAUAGCAGAUUUAUGAAGCGCCUUAUGUAACCAAAGUGCAGCCGACGUGUCUGAUAUAGAAAUUAUUUAUUUUAAGCCGCAUUCUGCAAGAAUGUAUUUUCAAAAUGGUCAUAAUGAAUGUAGGAAAUGUAGCAUGAAUAUUGAGUGACGUUGUUACUAGAAAGUGGAUUUUCGGAUUACCUGUAAUCCCGAUGCAGUCUCUGGUGACACGUUUGCGUCGUGUACAAUGAUCACUUUUAAAAGAAGCUGCCGUAUAAUUGUCGGUUAACGCGUCUUCCAGUUUUCUGCAAGUCACGAGUUGUUAACUGAGCGCUCGUCGGCGAGGAUUGCCAAAGCUUUUGUAAGACAAAACCAACAAACAGCUCAGUGACACUGUUUGUCUGGAGCUUCUUUUUUUAGCCUUUUACAUCAUUUUUCUCCACAUGAAAUGAAUGUAAUUUAAAUGGCGUUUGUGUUCAGUGAUUGUAGCGUGACCCUUCAUUUAGCUUUACUGUGGAGUUAAUCUGUAAAUAUUGUGUAUUUUCAAUUUUUGUUUUUCCUUUUCAUUUUUCUUGUGUAAUGGGGUGCGUUAAGGGACCUGAAAACAUCAUUUUCAUCCAUUUUUUGUCAUUGUAACAACACGUUAAGGUUCUCACCUGUCACACAGUGCUGCAAAUUAUUAACACAUAUUGUUUACAAGGUGUCGUGUAUGACAAUUCCUCUGGUUUUUAUGUAUAUUUUUGAUUUUCACAAACACAAAGGAGAUCAGAAUACUACACUACAGCUAACAGACGCAUCAAACUUUUCAUGUACUUGAACUUUCUUGUAAUCGCACCGCGGUGUUUUUAACAGUUGGGUUUCAGGGAGCUUUGAGACUGGAUUUAUUUAUGUGCUAUGAAUUUUCUGAAACCUUUGAAGCCUGUGCAUUUUAUCUAAACAGGUCGUGUAACUGUAGUGUAGAUCCUGUGCAGAAACACACAUUUUAAGAACUUAAGUACGCUAAAGAUGACAAAGGAAUUUUUUUUAAAAUCCAGCAUUUACACAUUGGAUUUUAGUUUAUUCACUUCUUUAAAAAGUUUUUGUUCUUUCAAACUUUAUAAUCUCACUAAACAAUAACUUUUUUGUGUAGAAGAAAAAGAUAAUUAGCCUGUAGUGUAUAUUGGUUUCCUCAGGUUUUCAUUUUGAGCUCUGUUUAAUUAGAGCUUGAUGCAAAGGCUUUAAUUUUACUUUUAAAGAGUCCUGCUGUGAUUCAUGUUUGAAACGUUCUUUGUGUGUAUCUGAAAUUUUGUGACAUUAAGAGCUCGGUUCUUUCUGUCUCUCCUUUAACAUCUGCUGUUUGACACUUUUUUCCCUUUGUACUUCACAGUCAUUAUUCUUCUCUUAUACAUGUAAAUUUUAACUCACAUCUUACAGAUUUUUUCCCCCUUUUUUUUUUUUACAUUUUUCUCAGCAUGCCAGCUUGGUUUUAUCUCUGCUAAAUUUUAUCAGACUGGGUGGGUUUAAUUUUAGAGGAGUACUGAAUCAAACGCUUGCCACAAACUUCAUUUGUGAGUUGAAAGAGCCCCCUGCUGGACUUGUAUUUCAUUGCUUUUGUAAUGUGAAUGGGAAACUAUUAUUCUUUGCUUUUGUAGGCCACAUAAAAUCCCCUCCUUCUAGGGGCUCCUGUCUUUUCAUCAAAGUAAUUUUCAUAUUCGGUUUUAAUGGGUUCCCGUCAGAGACAAUAACACUGACCUUGAUGAGAUUCAAAUGAGACAGCAUCAGCAAACUAAUGUGACCUAAACUUUUUCAGCGUGCUGAUGAAAGCACCUCCCUCCAUAUAUUGAAUUUAGCUUCAAUUGAUAUUAAUGUGCACCAGUUUGUGGCUUCAGUUUAGCUAAACAGCAUAAUAAGUAGGGAGGACACAAAUUGGCUGCUGAUGACACAGCUCACUUCACUAGAAAUUUGAAGCCAUUCAUAUUACUCCAAUUGUUCUAAGUGGAAAAUGUCAGAUGAAAGCAAACUCGUGGACGGAGUCAUUGAAGGUUGAAGCGUCCUAAAACAAUAACACCGCUUUCAUACGUGCACGUGUUUCUUUCUUUUUUCCUUCUUUUUUUUUUUGCUUUGCAUAUUCUCUCCAGUAAUGUAAGUCGAUCCGGUUGCCACAUGUGAUCUAAUCUUGUAAGCAAAGCCUGUAAUGAGAUGUAAUAUGUAGCAGACUCUCAGCGUGGUCCCUAGGAUUAAAAAUGUCUGCCUGCUGGUCUCAGUGAAACUGAUCUCUGCUCUUUUAUAAGCUCAUGUUGUGCCGUGUGACUUCAAUGUUUGUUCUUUGUUUGAACACCUACCUCAGUCUUGGUUUACCACAACUACAUGAUUAGAUUUGUUGUUGUUGGGGGGGAGACACCAAAACAACUGUUGCCUUUUAACUGAAAAAGCGAAUGAAAGCCUCAUGUCUAUGUAAAAACACACAUAUUGCAGUCCUGUUAUCAGCUGACGUGCUGAUGGGAUGACAGAGAACAGGCGCAGUGAUGUUCCUGUUGUUGGGGGAGUGUAAGGGGGAGUGGGGGGGUGGGUGGUUACCAGGCAUCAGAGGUUAUACUUUACAGCCUUCUUUGCAGCUU